Messenger RNA from Brassica rapa (field mustard), 780 nucleotides. Its product is annotated as photosystem II repair protein PSB27-H1, chloroplastic. Gene Ontology annotation, biological process: photosystem II assembly; photosystem II repair. The record is from RefSeq and is a predicted model, not a curated record. Gene Ontology annotation, cellular component: chloroplast thylakoid lumen; photosystem II. NCBI's taxonomy places the organism in Eukaryota, Viridiplantae, Streptophyta, Magnoliopsida, Brassicales, Brassicaceae.
UUUACAAAACACACAAAACUCUUGUUCACUCUCUUACACCUUUCCCCGAGUUCCGACAAUGGCUUCAGCAUCAGCGACAGCCACUCUUCUGAAGCCCAGUCCUCUUCCACCCUAUAAACCGAUCAUCACCGCCUCCGUAUCUCCUCCUCUCCCUCCUCCUCGUCGCCACAACCUCCUUCGCCGCGAUGUACUCUCCUUAUCCGCCGCAUCGACGCUUCUUCUAACGCAAUCUCUCCCGUUUCUAGCUCCGCCGCCGGCUUCUGCCGCCGAAGACGAAGAGUACGUGAAAGAUACGUCGGCGGUGAUCUCCAAAGUUAGGACGACGCUCUCGAUGGAGAGGACAGAUCCGAAUGUGGCGGAUGCGGUGGCGGAGCUGAGAGAAGUGUCGAACUCGUGGGUUGCUAAGUACAGGAAGGAGAAAGCUCUUCUCGGGAAAGCUUCUUUCAGGGAUAUUUACUCGGCGUUGAAUGCAGUGUCUGGACAUUAUGUGAGUUUUGGUCCGACGGCUCCGAUCCCGGCGAAGAGGAAGGCGAGGAUUCUUGAAGAGAUGGAGACUGCUGAGAAAGCUCUCUCUAGAGGAAGAUAAAUUUACUGUGAGACCUAACCAUUUCUUCUUCUUCUCCAGUUCCUUGUCGAUGAAGUUUUCUUUUUACCUUUAAAUGCAUAUCGGAUUAUAUGAGAAGAGAAACUUGAAUUUGCUCGUUUGUUUUUGUAAAAUACUUUCAUGAUCAUUUACUUAAUUAUCAUUCACAAUAACGAAUUCCAUUUUUCUAAUUAAAA